AUGAUACAAAUACAUCUAUUAUUGCUGUGGAUGAGCAGAAUAUCAGUGUAUGCUCAGUCAAGUAAUUAUCCUGAUUGCCAAUCUGGCCCAUUGGCACAAUUGCCAAUCUGUGACCAAUCACUUCCAUCUCGCCAACGAGCAGCUGAUAUCAUCAGCCGGAUGACAACAGCCGAAAAAAUCACACAAAUGGCAACAACAGCUGCUGCCAUUCCAAGAUUAGGUAUACCGAAGUAUCAGUGGUGGUCAGAAGCACUACACGGCGUUGCUUAUGCGCCUGGAGUUACAUUUGAUGGUGAUUUACCUGCGGCCACUUCAUUUGCUGCCCCAAUCAACCUCGGUGCUUCAUUCAAUGUGCGCUUGAUCUAUCGGGUGGCUAAUGCGAUCUCUACUGAGGCACGAGCAUUCAAUAACGAAGGUCAAGCUGGUUUAACGUUUUUCACACCGAAUAUCAAUAUUUUCCGUGAUCCACGAUGGGGCCGUGGUCAAGAAACACCUGGCGAGGAUCCAUUUCUUACUUCACAAUAUGUCUACGCAUUGAUCAAUGGUUUACAACGUGGCGAAGAUGAUCGCUAUAUAAAGAUAGGUGCCAAUUGUAAGCAUUUCGAUGCCUACGAUCUCGAUCAAUGGAAUGGCACUGAUCGAUUUCAUUUCAAUGCUCUUGUCAGAGAUCAAGAUCUUGUCGAGACAUAUUUACCUCCAUUCGAAACAUGUAUACGUGAUGUUCAUGUGGCUAGUAUUAUGUGUAGUUUCAAUGCUAUCAAUGGCGUUCCAGCUUGUGCUAAUAAAUUUCUUAUGGAUACUAUAGCUCGAAAAUCUUUCCAUUUCGAUGGAUUUGUCAUUAGUGAUUGUGGAGGUAUUGAUACCAUCAUGUAUGAUCAUCAUUUUACGUCGACUGUCGAAGAUACAGUGGCUGCUGCGUUGCUUGCCGGUACAGAUCUUGAUUGUGGUACUUUCUAUCAACGCUAUGCUCAACAAGCAUUGGAUAAUAAGACUAUUGCCGAAAGUGAUAUUGAUCGAGCACUUGAACGAACAUAUAAUGCUCUUAUUCGUCUUGGUUGGUUCGAUCCACCUGAACAACAGUUUUAUCGCCAUUUGAAUAAAAAUGAUGUUAAUACAGUCAAGACUCAACAACUUGCCUUGGAUAGUGCUCAAGAAAGUAUUGUUCUACUGAAAAAUCUCAACAAUGCCUUACCGUUAAAUAUCAAUGAAUUAAAAAAUAAAAAGAUUGCUUUGAUCGGUCCAACUGUCAAUGCGACUAUUUUGAUGCAAAGCAAUUACUAUGGUCGAGCACCAUAUCUGAUAGAUCCAGUCUUAGGAUUUAAGUCAAUCACAGCAGGUACAUCAAUAGAUAUAGAAUUUGCCUAUGGCUGUGCAAUAUCUGGUACGGAUGAAAGUGGCUUUACAACAGCGAUUGAACUAGCCAGUGUAGCCGAUGUAGUCAUUUUCUUUGGUGGACUUGAUCAAUCGAUCGAAGCAGAAGGUUGUGAUCGUAGCUCGAUUACUUUGCCUCGAAUUCAAUACGAUCUUUUGAAACGAAUUGAAGAAGUUGCUCAAUCGCCAAUCCAUGUUGUUAUCAUGUCUGGUAGUGGUAUCGAUUUAACUUUCGUUCGAGAUUCAUCUCUAUAUGGUAGCCUUAUUUGGAUGGGAUACCCGGGACAAGCUGGCGGCUUGGCAAUAGCUAAUGUGAUCUUUGGUCAAUACAAUCCUGCUGGACGAUUACCGAUAACUUUCUACCCUGCUUCAUAUGUUGAUGAAGUAAGUAUGACUGACAUGCAGAUGCGACCUUCUGCUACAAAUCCGGGUCGAACCUACAAGUUCUAUACCGGUCAAGCAGUAUAUGAUUUUGGUGCUGGACUUUCAUACACAACGUUUGUCUAUUCGUGGAACAACCAACUAACGUCAUUUUCCUACUCGAUUGACUUGUUGAUGAAAGAUAAUUACGAUGAAAAGCAUGUUCUCACAGUUCUACUGCAAGUCAAUGUGACUAAUACAGGAGCUGUGGCUGGUGAUGAUGUCGUUCUUGCCUAUAUUUUGCCUCCUCAAUUAAAACGAAAUGGUCAAACACCACCAAUCAAACAACUAUUCGGUUUCAAACGUAUCCAUUUGAAUGUUAACGAAACUGGUCAAGUCUUUUUUCCAUUAGAAAUAAGUGCUAUUCUCACCGUUGCUCAUGAUGGUUCGAAAUGGUUGCAUCCAGGAAUCUAUCAUAUUCUGAUUGGUCAAACAUUGAUGCGUUCUAUUGAAUUACAAGGUAAAUCUGCACGUUGGUCUUGA
This is a messenger RNA of Rotaria socialis, 2274 nucleotides long. NCBI's taxonomy places the organism in Eukaryota, Metazoa, Rotifera, Eurotatoria, Philodinida, Philodinidae. The record is from the annotation of a GenBank genome assembly.